This is a messenger RNA of Punctularia strigosozonata HHB-11173 SS5, 885 nucleotides long. RefSeq names its product S-adenosyl-L-methionine-dependent methyltransferase. Gene Ontology annotation, molecular function: tRNA binding. The coding region runs from base 1 to 885 and encodes 294 amino acids. The record is from RefSeq and is a predicted model, not a curated record. Gene Ontology annotation, biological process: tRNA wobble uridine modification. Gene Ontology annotation, cellular component: nucleus; cytoplasm. NCBI's taxonomy places the organism in Eukaryota, Fungi, Basidiomycota, Agaricomycetes, Corticiales, Punctulariaceae. The transcript has 5 exons.
AUGAGUCCGAAGGCCCUUGUCCAGGUUGUACCAGACAGCAACCCUGAAAGCUACGAGGCUCAACACGUACACCAUGUAUAUGAUCAAAUAGCGAGCCAUUUCUCCUCCACACGGUACAAACCAUGGCCUCUCAUUGCCCGCUUCAUCUCGGAGCUUCCAACGGGAUGGGUCGGUCUGGACGCGGGAACGGGGAAUGGAAAGUACCUGCCCUUGCCGCUGGACCGUCUUGGAAGCGUAUGGACGAUCGGCCUCGACCGCAGCAGGAAUCUACUGGAAGUCGCGCGAAAGGCUGGUAGCUCCUCCGCAGAUGUGACUCGCGAGGUCAUUCUUGGGGAUGUGCUGGACCAAUGUUGGAGGCGCGGCGCAUUCGAUUAUGCGAUAUCGAUUGCGACCAUACAUCACUUAUCCACUCGCGCGAGGAGAAAAGAAGCGAUAAAGCGCCUUCUUGAAGCCGUAUCGCCCGAGCACGGACGAGUAUUAAUCUAUGUUUGGGCCGUUGAACAAGACGAGCUGUCAAAACGGGUCGUCCCAUCAUCGUCGGAAGAACGUUACGUAGAGAAUCAGAACUUUGACGGUCAAGACGUGUUCGUACCAUGGAUAAUGACCAAGGCUCCCAACAAACAGAUCUCUGGACAAACAUUUUUUGAAGGAGCGCCAGCCUCUCCACCAACGUUCAAUCGCUACUAUCAUAUGUUUGCUCGGGGAGAACUACGUGCGCUGGCGGAAGAGGUAGUUUCCGAUAUGGGCUUGAUGCUUGGUGAACCCUUUGUGGUGUCUGCGAGUAGCAAUGGCGCGAAUAUGGGAGCCAGGUUCACUCAGGAUGGAUGGGAACGGUCAAAUUACUACCUUGAAAUUAGGCGAUGGCAUGCGAUCAACCACAGGUAG